Mastomys coucha (southern multimammate mouse) is the source of this 9111-nucleotide messenger RNA. It is a transcript of the gene Mbd5, whose product is annotated as methyl-CpG binding domain protein 5. Bases 1094 to 6127 code for a protein of 1677 amino acids. Gene Ontology annotation, cellular component: chromocenter; nucleus. Gene Ontology annotation, molecular function: DNA binding; chromatin binding. The record is from RefSeq and is a predicted model, not a curated record. The transcript is spliced from 13 exons. Lineage: Eukaryota; Metazoa; Chordata; Mammalia; Rodentia; Muridae.
ACCUCAAAAGAAGGGAAUGGAGUUUGAGAUCAUUGAAAUCCAUUGUUGUCGGCCAUGAAGUGAGAGACCUUUGCCAGACGCUCCCUCCAGCUCACUGCAGGAACAAAAUCUACAGACCAGACUAGACUGAAACCUCAGAAAUCUUUUACUAAUAGGUCCUUCAACUCCUCAGUUGUUUGAAUCAGGCAGGACAAAUUUGGAAUUGAAGAUUUUGUGGAUAGCUUGGAGUCCCCCUCUCUGCAUUGGAAGACUUGCCUGGCUACAAGAGAAGCAGCACUCCCUCACUGAGCACAGUGCCCCUGGACAUUUGCCACCAUUACAGUGUUGGAGCUUACGCUUGCUAUGUUUGUCCCAGUUUCUCUCCAGAAGAAAUUGGAAACCUAACUGCCUACAGAGGCCAGAAUGGUGGAAUGAAACAGGAAGCCGCUAAGCGAGCUGGAGAGCCAAGCCCUUUCUGGAGGAGCAGCCACUGCUCUGCUCCAGAUAGCCUUGGCAAGGCAGGAAUGUUGACCCACUCUUGCCACACUCACUGUCCAGUUUAUCAGGCUACAUCAAUGGAAUUUUGAAGUCAUGAAAACAUCAGAUGAACCAGCCUGCAACACCUUGAAUUCACAUUGGAAAAUGAAGUGGAAGCUUAAAGCAUGUGGCCUUUAAAGGCGGGCAGUACUGGAGACAUUACUGGGCUGGUGGUGUCAAGACAGAUCAGUUUCUAGACAGUAGAAGUUGUUUUAGCCCAGUAUCAAGGUUCAAGACAAAAUGUACAACUAAAAACUUUUCAUCCCUUCCUCUUGUGCUUCAGACAGGGACCAGCAUCGGUGAAUUAUGAUUUUCCCUGGUUGAGAGUGGUUUUGCCUUUGUAGACCAUGCCUAGGAAUGAAAUACUUUUUUAUUUAAUGUAGAUUAUAAUGGGAAACACUUUCACAAUGGCUGAUUUCAAGGACUUGGUUCCAAACUGAGCCCAAGUUUCCCCAUGUACUUCAUAGUCCGGGAAAACUGUGCUGUGCUGGCCCAGUUUUGAAGGCCACCAUGCUCUGUAAUAAAAGGAUAUCAUCUUAUUGCUGAUAUCUUUGGAGCACCCAAGCAAACACAGAAAAUGAAUGGAGGCAAAGAGUGUGACGGAGGAGACAAGGAAGGAGGUCUUCCAGCUAUCCAGGUUCCUGUGGGUUGGCAGCGUCGUGUGGACCAUAAUGGCGUGCUUUACAUCAGUCCCAGUGGGUCUUUGUUAUCUUGCUUGGACCAGGUUAAGACAUACCUGCUUACUGACGGAACAUGCAAGUGUGGCUUGGAGUGCCCUCUUAUUCUUCCCAAGGUGUUUAAUUUUGAUCCUGGAGCUGCUGUGAAGCAGAGAACUGCAGAAGAUGUUAAGGCAGAUGAUGAUGUCACAAAGCUAUGCAUACAUAAAAGAAAAAUCAUUGCAGUGGCCACACUUCAUAAAAGCAUGGAGGCCCCACACCCUUCUCUGGUGCUCACCAGUCCUGGAGGAGGAACAAAUGCAACUCCAGUAGUACCUUCAAGGGCCGCAACUCCAAGAUCAGUAAGAAACAAGUCUCAUGAAGGAAUUACAAAUUCUGUAAUGCAGGAAUGUAAGAAUCCUUUUAAGUUAAUGACUGGAUCGUCAAAUGCCAUGGGAAGGCUAUACAUGCAAGACCUGCCUGGAAGCCAACAGCAGGAGCUCCACCCCGUCUACCCCCGCCAGAGAUUGGGCAGUACUGAGCAUGGACAGAAAUCUCCAUUUCGUGGCAGCCAUGGAGGCCUGCCCAGCCCAGCAUCAUCAGGGUCCCAGAUCUAUGGAGAUGGCUCAAUCUCUCCACGGACUGACCCACUUGGAAGCCCUGAGGUCUUCACAAGAAAUAACCCUGGUUAUCAUGGAGCUCCCAAUUCCAGCCCUAUUCACCUGAAUAGGACUCCUCUAUCUCCACCUUCAGUAAUGCUACAUGGUUCUCCCGUACAGUCAUCCUGUGCAAUGGCUGGAAGAACUAAUAUACCUCUUUCCCCAACCUUGACUACAAAGAGUCCAGUAAUGAAAAAACCAAUGUGUAAUUUUUCAACUAAUAUGGAAAUACCACGAGCAAUGUUCCACCACAAACCACCCCAAGGCCCACCUCCCCCUCCUCCACCUUCUUGUGCUCUUCAGAAAAAGCCAUUAACAUCUGAGAAAGAUCCACUUGGCAUUCUUGACCCUAUUCCUAGUAAACCAGUGAAUCAGAACCCUAUUAUCAUUAAUCCAACCAGUUUCCAUUCAAAUGUCCACUCUCAGGUACCUGUGAUGAAUGUAAGCAUGCCUCCUGCUGUUGUUCCUUUGCCAAGUAAUCUCCCUUUGCCAACUGUAAAACCUGGUCAUAUGAAUCAUGGGAGUCAUGUACAAAGAAUUCAGCAUUCAGCUUCAACCUCCCUGUCCCCUUCUCCAGUGACAUCCCCAGUGCACAUGAUGGGGACUGGAAUUGGAAGGAUUGAGGCAUCGCCCCAAAGAUCACGCUCAUCUUCCACAUCAUCAGAUCAUGGAAAUUUCAUGAUGCCACCUGUAGGACCCCAAGCCACUUGUAGUAGCAUAAAGGUUCCACCUAGGUCACCAAGGUCAACAAUAGGUUCCCCAAGGCCAUCAAUGCCAUCAAGCCCUUCUACCAAGUCUGAUGGACAUCAUCAGUACAAGGAUAUCCCUAACCCAUUAAUUGCUGGAAUGAGUAAUGUACUCAAUACCCCAAGCAGUGCAGCUUUUCCUACUGCACCUGCCGGAAAUGGUUCUGUAAAGAGUCAGCCUGGUUUGCUGGGAAUGCCUUUAAAUCAGAUCUUGAACCAGCACAAUGCUGCCUCCUUUCCAGCAAGUAGUUUACUCUCAGCAGCAGCCAAAGCACAGCUAGCAAAUCAAAACAAACUUGCUGGUAACAACAGUAGCAGCAGUAACAACUCUGGAGCUGUUGCCAGCAGCGGCAACACUGAAGGACACAGCACUUUAAACACCAUGUUCCCUCCAACUGCCAACAUGCUUCUCCCAACAGGUGAAGGUCAAAGUGGUCGAGCAGCACUAAGAGAUAAGUUGAUGUCUCAGCAAAAAGACUCAUUACGGAAAAGAAAGCAGCCACCCACCACAGUGUUGAGUUUGCUCAGACAGUCCCAAAUGGAUAGUUCUGCAGCUCCUAAACCUGGACCUGACUUGCUAAGGAAGCAUGGGCAGGGGUCAUUUCCCAUCAGUUCAAUGUCUCAGUUACUACAGUCUAUGAGUUGUCAAAGCUCUCACUUGAGUAGCAAUAGUACCCCGGGUUGUGGGGGAUCAAAUACUGCUUUGCCUUGCUCUGCUAACCAGCUGCAUUUUCCAGAUCCUAAUAUGAAUGCCACUGUUCUUCAGAAUUCACUGACACAGAGCAUACCUUUAAGAGGGGAAGCCGUGCACUGCCACAAUGCAAACACUAACUUUGUUCACAGUAACAGUCCAGUUCCCAACCAUCAUCUUGCAGGUUUAAUAAAUCAGAUUCAGGCUAGCGGGAACUGUGGGAUGCUCAGUCAGUCGGGCAUGGCUUUAGGAAACUCAUUACAUCCAAAUCCACCUCAGCCAAGACUGUCAACGUCCUCCACUCCAGUGAUACCAAACAGCAUUGUUAGCAGCUAUAAUCAAACAAGUUCUGAAGCAGGUGGUUCAAACCUGCCAUCCUCCAUAGCUAUAGCUGGCAGCAACCACCCUGCCAUCACAAAGACAACAUCUGUUCUCCAAGAUGGUGUCAUAGUCACCACCGCAGCUGGAAACCCACUGCAGAAUCAGCUGCCCAUUGGGAGUGACUUUCCUUUUGUUGGCCAAGAGCAUGCCCUUCAUUUUCCAUCCAACAGUACUUCAAACAACCAUCUUCCACACCCCUUGAACCCCAGCCUCCUCAGUUCUCUACCUAUCUCUUUGCCAGUGAAUCAACAGCAUCUCCUAAACCAGAAUCUAUUAAAUAUCCUCCAGCCUUCAGCAGGAGAAGGCAAGUCUGAGAUCCACCUCCACCCUUUAGGUUUUCUCAACCCGAAUGUAAGCGCUGCUUUAGCUUUUCUCUCCGGUGAUGUGGAUGGGCAGGUAUUACAGCCUGUUCACUUUCAGCUCUUAGCAGCCCUGCUUCAGAACCAAGCCCAAGCAGCUGCCAUGCUUCCCCUGCCGUCUUUCAAUCUGACCAUCUCAGAUCUUUUGCAACAGCAAAAUACCCCUUUACCCUCAUUAACACAGAUGACAGCCCCACCAGACCGUUUGCCAAGCAAUCAGUCAGACAACAGCCGAGCUGAUACCCUUUUAGGCAGCCCCCUGGGAAACCCUUUAACAGGCAGUGACACUACUUUUAACCCCCUGCUCCUCCCAGCUGUCACUGGGGCCUCAGGAUUAAUGGCCUUGAAUCCCCAGCUGUUGGGAGGUGUCCUGAACUCGGCAUCGGCCAACACCGCUAUUCAUCCAGAGGUUUCCAUAGCAACCUCCUCCCAGGCAACCACUACCACAACCACUACAUCAUCAGCAGUGGCAGCACUGACUGUCUCAACACUUGGUGGGACAGCAGUGGUGUCAAUGGCAGAAACAUUGCUGAAUAUAUCUAAUAAUGCUGGGAAUCCACCUGGUCCAGCUAAACUCAACAGUAACUCUGUGGUGCCACAGCUACUUAACCCUCUACUGGGGACAGGUCUGCUUGGUGAUCUAUCAUCCAUAAACAAUUCAUUGAAUAACCAUCAACUGACUCAUCUACAGUCGCUUCUAAACAGCAGUCAGAUGUUUCCUCCGAAUCAGCAGCAGCAGCACCUUCUCCAGGGACACCAGAAUCUCCAGGCUUUCCAAGGACAGCCCACAGUCCCUUGCCCAGCUAACAAUAACCCCAUGGCUUGUCUGUUUCAGAACUUCCAGGUGAGGAUGCAAGGAGAUGCAGCUCUUCUAAAUAAAAGAAUAAGCACUCAGCCUGGGCUCACAGCACUUCCUGAGAACCCAAACCUUGUACUUCCGCAUUUCCAAGAUACACCUUGUGAGCUGCAGCCAAGGAUUGACCCGUCUCUUGGUCAGCCCAUGAAGGACGGCCUUGUUAUGGGUGGCCAAGGUGAUGCCUCCGUAGACGCCAUUUACAAAGCAGUUGUGGAUGCAGCCAGCAAAGGAAUGCAGGUUGUCAUCACCACUGCUGUCAACAGCACGACUCAAAUCAGCCCUAUCCCAGCCCUGAGCGCCAUGAGUGCCUUCACUGCCUCCAUUGGUGACCCAUUAAAUCUGUCCAGUGCUGUGAGCGCCGUCAUCCACGGGCGGAACAUGGGAGGAGUGGAUCAUGACGGCAGGCUGAGGAAUGCGAGAGGGGCGCGGCUACCCAAGAACAUAGACCAUGGGAAGAACGCCAGUGAAGGAGACGGGUUUGAGUGUUUCAAGUCAGCGAGCUGCCACACAUCUAGAAAACAAUGGGAUGGGGAGCAAAGUCCUAGAGGGGAGCGCAACAGGUGGAAGUAUGAGGAGUUUUUAGAUCAUCCAGGCCAUAUCCAUAGUAGUCCUUGCCAUGAAAGGCCCAACAAUGUCUCUACACUGCCAUUUCUAGCUGGGGAACAGCACCCGAUAUUGUUACCACCAAGAAACUGUCAAGGUGAUAAGAUUCUGGAGGAAAAUUUCAGGUAUAAUAACUACAAAAGAACUAUGAUGAGUUUUAAAGAGAGACUAGAGAGUACUGUGGAGAGAUGUACACACAUUAAUGGAAACAGACCUCGUCAGAGUCGGGGCUUUGGAGAGCUGCUAGGCACUGCAAAACAAGACCUAGUCCUAGAGGGGCAGUCUCCAGGUUCUUCGAAUAGUUUGGAAAGUUCUCUGGUCAAAGACUACAUCCAUUACAAUGGAGACUUUAAUGCCAAAAGCAUUAAUGGGUGUGUGCCUAGUCCCUCAGAUGCUAAAAGCAUUAGUAGUGAAGAUGACCUAAGGAAUCCAGACUCGCCCUCUUCUCAUGAGUUGAUACACUAUAGACCAAGGACGUUCAACGUUGGCGACUUGGUUUGGGGCCAAAUCAAAGGACUGACUUCCUGGCCUGGAAAAUUCAUAAGAGAAGACGACGUUCACAAUUCAUGCCAACAAAGCCCUGAGGAAGGGAAGAUUCUUCAUGACUCAUUGAGGUCUCACAAGCUUCUGGAACAUAAAAUGAAGAGGGGAUGGUUAUAGUCACCAAAGUGUCAUAUUGCCAAGGGGUGAGUUAUGAAAAACUUAUAGACGCACUAGGGUCAGGGUGACCCUAGCCCUAAACCAGAUUUCUAGAAUUCUGUCAACUCUGCCUUCCUUCUCUGUAUUUAUGUAGCCCUUUAUUCCAUAAAUAGAGGAAGACAAGUGUCAGUGACUGGGAGAAAUAUGGCAGAGGAAGGGUUGUUCCCAGGCAGCAAGGUGUGCCAACAGAUAGCUCCCCUCCACGAGUUUACAUGUGACAUCCAGAGGUAGGGCAUUGGUAAAGUCUGAGUGGAGCUCCAACCAUUACAGAAAGCAACCAGUAACACUUGAAUUCUUUUCAGAGGAAGUUCUGGGUCUUUUAUAACAUGUGGAAAUGUUUAUGUCAAUAGUCUAUGAUUACUUAACACAAUCUGACCAUAUAAAUUAAAUGAAAAUGUCUCCAUGAACUACCACCUGAGACAGAAGAAAUAAAUAGGAGUUUUUGACCUCUCUUACAAUUGGUAAAAUUGGUUGCAAGAAACAUGCAGAGUGUUUAACUUAAAUAGAAACAUUUUUUUACUGGAUAAGAAGAAGAAAAUCAUGCCCAGUUCUCUCAUAUGAAGAAACAAAAUUUCUCAUCUUCUUAGCUAAUAAGAGUCUCUCUUACAGGCGUACACUGUUCUCAUAAAGAGGGUACUGUGCAAAGCAAUUCAGCUCUGCUCAGACUUAAGCUGGCACUUAGAUUUAAUGGCAGGAAACCAAGAGCACUUUUGCCAGCACAAUAAAAGGACUGUCUUUCGUCACGGGGACAGGAGGUCCUCAAACCCUUGCUUAUAAUGCCUUGUCAUGGUACACUUAGAGCCUGGUGUUUCUACUUCUGAUAAGAAAAUGAAUUCCAUACUGCAGCUCACAAAGCAUGUUAUUCUUAAUGCUCUCUGAGGCCAGCCAAGCAUCUGUUAAGUUGAUAAACCUAAAUAUUUUUGACAGUUUAUUCAAGAGAUAAGUAGAAACAGCAAAAUUGGGCUGCUUAUAAAUGGAAGUGCUACAAAUUCAAGAGAGACUCACUAAACUGCUUUACAAUUUCUGUGCAAAUGAAACCAAAGCUGUUCAGGUACCAUUUUAUAAAAAUAUACAACUGAAGAAAGAUUAUGACCCUCCUCCAAACAUUUUUCUUGCCUGAGUCUGCUUCUAGAUGCCAUUGUGUACCCUCACGUGAUAAAAGCAUGUAUUGUUUGUUUGCAUAAGUCUGUAUGGUGUGCCAUGUGUUUGCAUGUAUGUAGGCACAUAAGUAUGUAUGGGUACAUACACUUACGUAUGUGUGUGCCUGUGGAGAUCCUGGACACCCCUGGUGGAUGUCAAGUAUCUUCCUCAGUCUCUUGGUCCUUCACUACCCCUGGCUUGUUUCAACUAGUCUGGCACAGCCCUUUGUCCCUGAGGGCCACCACACCAGCCUGGCUUUUUUUUAUAUGGAGAUGUAAACUGCUAAAUCACCUCAAGCCCUCCUGAUCUUUAGAUGACUUGAAGGAAUUGGGGGGGGGGGUUGGGUUGUUUGUUUGUUUGGUUUGGGUUUUGGGUUUUAGGGUUUUUUGCUACACUUAAAACAGCAAUUUAUUUUCACUUUUACUGAUUGUAAAGUAAGAGUGCUUUUUAAAACCAGAUUCUUCCUACAAUAGAACAUGAAAUUAUUUUGGGAAAAUUAUUUUCUCCCUUUAUUGACAUUAGAAUAUUGAUUUCUCAAGUUAAAGCUCUGUUAUCAAGACACAUUAAAAGUAUUAUUAGUAAUUCAAAAUAUAUAAAUUAAAGCAUACAUUAUGAUAUGAAAACUAAAAUAUCUAUUGAAAUAUUGAUGAUAAUACAUAAAAUAUUUGCCUAUCACUAAAAAGCAAGUUACAGAGCUUAGCAGGGAAAGGUAUGUGCUGCCAAGCCUGACAUGAAUUAGAUCCCCAGGAGCCACAUGAUGAGAGGAGACGACUGAACUCUACAAGUUGUCUUCUGACAUUUAUACACACACACACACACACACACACACACACACACACACACCCUCAUACAGAUACAUGUCAUAAUAAACUUUUAAAGCAAGGUACAACAGCAGUGAAAGCUCUAAGCUACUUGGCAUUUUUUUAAACAGCUAGUCUUUUCAAGACCCAUAAUGCUUUUGUACAUAAAAAGCAAAAUAUUUAUUUUGCUACACUUAUUUUUUAUGUGUAUUUCACAAAACAGAGAAAAAGCAUCCUCAUCUUUUUUAAUAAUGCUCACUUUUCUCAUCUUCAUGAGACCCAAAAACACUCAAACAAGACAGUCAGAACUCAAACCAGGUGGCCUUUGUGCAGUGUAUUAAUGACCCCUAUCAUCAUGGAAAGAUUAAAAUAUAGUCAGUACCUGAGUACAGCAAAGCAUGAUCGGUUAUUUGAGGAAGAUAUCUAAUAGAACAUUUUUUAAAUUUGUCCUGUGAUUGAAGUGAACUAAUUAUGACAAUGAGUUUUAUUUACACAGGACCUCUCAGCAAUAUUGGAUAAAUAAAGCCUUGAAUGCUAAGAAGCAGGCUUCUGUUUUUAAAAAGUAAAGACCAUAGGUGUCCUUCUGUGUACUGAUGGGUGGUCCACACUUUAUAUAAGCCUAUGCAUAGUACAGUAAAACCUUACAACUUCGGCUGGACCACUGUGUACUGUAAGGCCAUUUCUCAUAGUGUUUACCACCAUGGUAAACCAAACAGCUGUCUUACAUGUUGUCAUGUUAAUCCUUCCUAGCCUUUGUCUUUGAUGCUAUUUGCAUGUACAACAAAGUAAAUUAAUCCAAGAGCCUGUCAGAUCCUAGCAGAUAAAACCCCUGUUAACUCAUUUGUAAAAUAGAUUUGUUAUCCUCCCCCAAUCCUGUCCACAUUUUUUUCUUUUAUAAUCUCUGUUCUUAGCAGCCACUCAAGAUUCUUUCUAGACGCAUGCAAGUUAGGAAAAUAAAUAAUAGCAGGAUCAUAGACUACUAUUUAAAAGCAAACUGUUUGUCUC